Annulohypoxylon truncatum is the source of this 1178-nucleotide messenger RNA. RefSeq names its product DUF1264-domain-containing protein. The coding region runs from base 310 to 1146 and encodes 278 amino acids. The transcript is spliced from 3 exons. The record is from RefSeq and is a predicted model, not a curated record. Lineage: Eukaryota; Fungi; Ascomycota; Sordariomycetes; Xylariales; Hypoxylaceae.
CGUACUGUUAGGAUUACGGUGUCGUCUCUUCCAGGUGGGUCCUGAUCGUGGGCAGGUUGUAAGCGAGAAGUGAGGAAAUCGUGCUCGAAGCAAGGAUCUCGGGAUGGUAGGAUGCAUCACUAUACUAGCGAGCCAAGAUGACGAGUUCAUGCGAAGUUUUCACUCUUCUCCAUUCGCGAAGUCACCAUAUUCCUCAGGAUACUGCUGUGGACGCCGUGUCCCCCUUCUAUUACCGAUUGCCGGCGGGAAAUAGGGGGAAAAGUCAUUUGCGAAUGUUGAGGAAAAUAUAACGGUUCUCUCUAUAUAAGGAUGACUCUCGUGCAGUUUCUCAUGACUGUCUCGUUCGAAUCGGCAGACCAGACAGCCUCAAGUUCCUCCAGUCGUUCUAAAUUCGCAAUCCAAGGCAUGUAUUCGCAACUCACUCGCACAUUUUCCGCCGUGCUAGCCCUCCUUCCCCUGAGUGUGUCAGCAACACUCCCUUUCGGCCACUAUGGUCCCGAGGGCGCAGUCCUAUUCCUAAAUGGAUUCCAUUUCGUUUCGGGACAUAGUGACUGGGAGAUCUCUGCCAAUCAUUACUGCGUCAUAAUUGCUAGCGACACUUUGCAAUGUGCUAUAUACAACACGAACACGACGCCCGCACGCUUAGCCGGGAUCGAAUACAUCAUUACUAAGGAGGCAUUCGAGACGUUGGACUAUGAAGAGCGCCAACUAUGGCAUAGUCAUGUCUACGAAAUCACCAGCGGAUUCCUCAUCGAGCCAAACUUGCCAGACUCCGUGGACCAUACCAUAAUGAAAGACGUUUUGGUUGGAACUUACGGGAAGACAUUCCACACUUGGCGUUACGACCAGCAGAAUUCUUCGUACCCCAUCGGCAUCCCAGAGCUCGUGAUGGGCUACACGGGAGACGACCAGAUUACCCCUGACUUCGUGACCAAGAGAGACGAGCUUUUCGGGGUAAACACUACAGAGAUUAAGGAAUCCCGCAGCGAUAUCUCAGGGCCCUCGAUCGCCGCUGGAGCGGACAGCUGGAAGUAUGGCUUCGUCCUCUCUUUGGAAUUGGUCAACAAAACUUCAAACACGAGCUUUCCUCCCGCUGCCGCUGCCGCUGCCGAAAAGCAGGUUGUUCUAACACACAAAGACGCCUAAGUUACUCAUUCUAGCAAAAAGUAUUCUGAUUU